AUGCUCCCAAAAAGCCAAUAUUACCGCUAUUUCUCUUUAACUUUUACAAACCUGAUCAUAGGCCUAGGAGGUUCAAGUCUUGAUCCUAUGGAGAAUUCAAGUCCAUUACCUUCCAAUGUUGAGAUAAAUGGCUCACAGAAGCCACAUUUUGAAACAGCUACAUCAACAGUUUCUUCGAAUCCAGCUCAACCACUUCAUAAUCGACGAAAUCAUUUAAAAGAAAUGCAUGAUCGCCUUGAACGAUUCAAAAGUCGAAAUUCUGUGGCUAUUCGAAGAGAAGUAGAGCAAGAAGAAGCUAAAGUUAAAGAAGAACAAAGACGGCUUGAAGAUGAACAAAGACUAGAGGUUGAAAGACAGUUGCUUUUGCAAGAGUUACAGGCAUCGCAUGUAAUGGCAUCAAGGAAUGCCACUGUUGUUUCUCAAGCACCUCCUCCAAUUCCUAUGUACACCAAUCCUCCAUUCCACCAGAUUAACUUUGCACAGCUAUUUUCUCCAAAUUCAAAUGGAUUUGGAUUUCCUACUCUUGUUUCUGAAAAAGAAGCUAUCGAUUGGCUAAAAGCCGAUGGUAACAUGCGAUAA
This is a messenger RNA of Phycomyces blakesleeanus NRRL 1555(-), 579 nucleotides long. RefSeq lists its product as hypothetical. The record is from RefSeq and is a predicted model, not a curated record. Bases 1 to 579 code for a protein of 192 amino acids. Lineage: Eukaryota; Fungi; Mucoromycota; Mucoromycetes; Mucorales; Phycomycetaceae. The transcript has 5 exons.